GGAGGGUCUAGCCAGGCGAAGCGUCGCGACGGUCGCGACUGGCCCUCGACGAGGGCUGUGACAAUCGCGAGGGCGCGCAGUCGACAAUCGAAAUCGUGCAGACGUCGAGAGUGAGCGAUUCGGGCCAGAUAGCGACUACUGUUAUGAAGCGAGGUUGGUGGUCGUCUCGAUGGGGUGCAGCGUGGCGACGAGCGGCCGGCUGAAGAUGCCGGGGUCGAGGGGGUCGAGUUCGUCGAGGACACAAUGGUCGGGGCCAACGUGGUGCGCGUCGACGACAAAGGCGGCCUGCAACAGUGCCAGCACACCUGCGCCCGAGGCGGGGGUGAUGACGGCGGCGGUCGACAGGCUGCUCGGAAUUUACUGCUGCUGCCGCCUCGUCUCGUUUUUUUCGCCUUCGCUGUGGCACUGAUUGGUUCUGGGGGUGUUUUCAGGCUGCCGCUGCUGCAGGAUCCUCCUAUUCGUGUCCCGUCGGGCACCCUGAGGCAGGGUGGCACGUCAGACAUCCAGGCCCAGCGCCUGAUCUUCGCCCAAGUCUGGCGACAAGGGCCAAGCAAGUACGGCUUCAACCCCUAA
This is a messenger RNA of Gaeumannomyces tritici R3-111a-1, 573 nucleotides long. RefSeq lists its product as hypothetical. Lineage: Eukaryota; Fungi; Ascomycota; Sordariomycetes; Magnaporthales; Magnaporthaceae. The transcript has 4 exons. Bases 244 to 573 code for a protein of 109 amino acids. The record is from RefSeq and is a predicted model, not a curated record.